Molecule: messenger RNA, 3511 nt
Organism: Lepisosteus oculatus (spotted gar)
Lineage: Eukaryota; Metazoa; Chordata; Actinopteri; Semionotiformes; Lepisosteidae
Source: RefSeq, a predicted model, not a curated record
GUCUGGAUUUUAUAUGAGCGGAAAAGGCGUCAUUUUCAGAGCAGAAAAUAGUGGGACGAGUCUUACGGAGGGACGGGGGGUUGGAGCGGAGAUAAGGGGACCCAUAAAAGCGGCGUAACAACAACAAGAAGAGGAAAAGCAUUUUUCUCCCCCUCUCUUUUUUUUAUUUUUUGUUUCAAAAAAAAAAGCCCCGUACUUAUUUUCGAACCCGCGGGGAGGCGUAAAGACGCGGCGUGGGCGAGCGUCUUUAAAACGAGAGCUUUCCGCGAAUGGCAUCAUUAUUAAUUCAUAUCCGAAUACGCGCUUUAAAGGGGACCGAGCGACCGGCGGCUUGACUCCUCGGGCUCAGGAGGGAGCGGGCUUUUGAGCCGAGCCGCCCGCGUUGUAUGUUUGCCGCACAGCCCGAGCGAUGCGGCGGCGCGGCUGCGAGAGACUCGUCCGCCGAGGAAAUAACCGAGCGCCGGCGAAGCCAGACGGCAGCCUCGUCAACGUUUUUUCCUCCACCGCGAUCUCAAGACCCGCUCCUCAUCUGCAAUGAAUCUCUAAUCCACCCAACACAGGCGAUGGGAUGAAAAUGCGACGGCACAGAGUGUUCUUGCUUUGCACAGUGGGUCUGUGUGUCAUCUCCUUCCUGCACUACUACAAAGCCCUGCACUACGUGUCCCUGCUGCGGGAGUUGUCCGCCCCCUACCCCAACAUCAAGUCCUUCAUCAUGGUGUCCGGCUUCUUCUGGAGGGACGGGGCCACGCCCCUGGCCAGCGCGCCGCCCGAGGAGGCCCUGCCCCGCCGGAAUAAAAGAGACAGAGCAGAUUUGGUGCUAAUUGGCUCCUUUUCUCAGUUUGAAAUGUAUUGGCACAUAGUUUCUGCUUGGGUCAGCUGGGUUAAUUAUGUCCAAGCCUGGGAAUCGUGGACUUUUAAAGCUUUACCCAAAAUAUCGUCUCCUCCGCAGGAAAACUGGAUCCAAAAGCAGAAUCGUAACCUGGCUCCGGAUCUCCAGAAAAACAAGGAACUGCCACGAAUGACCCUCCCGGAUCCUAGAGGGCCCCUGGGAGACCUCCACCGCCGCAGUUUCGAGCUCCGGGACGAUCCCAACCACUACUUCGUCCACACGAAAGCCGGGGCCCUGUGUUUCCGGCAGGGCACGGAGAUGGCGGUCCCGAAGUCCGCAGACGACCGCGCGAAGGGUAGUGCACGGAAGAUCUUGGAGCAGCCGGAGCUACAGGGAGGAGGAGGAGGAGGAGGAGGAGGAGGAGGAGGAGCCAAGCCCAAGAGGGGCAAGCGGCUGGUGAAGUGUGUGUGCCGGCCCGGUUGGCACGGCCCGUACUGCGGGGUCCCCACCAUGGUGUACCACUCCAACCUGCCUACCAAGGAGCGCCUGGCCCCGCGGGAGGUGCCCCGGCGGGUCAUCAACGCCAUCAACGUCAACCACGAGUUCGACCUGCUGCAGGUGCGCUUCCACGAGCUGGCCGAGGCCGUGGACCUCUUCAUGGUGUGCGAGUCCAACUUCACGGCGUACGGCGAGAGCCGGCCCCUCCACUUCCUGCACCGCUUGCUCAACGGCACCUACGACUACGUCCGGCACAAAAUCCUCUACAUCUUCCUGGACCACUUCCCCGAUGGGGGGCGGCAGGACGGCUGGAUCGCCGACGACUACCUCCGCACCUACCUGACGCGCGACGGGAUGAGCCGGGUGGCGGGGGUGCGGCCGGACGACGUCUUCAUCAUCAACGACGCGGACGAGAUCCCGGCCAAGGAGGGGGUGCUCUUCCUCAAGCUCUUCGACGGCUGGACGGAGCCCUUCGCCAUCCACAUGCGCAAAUCCCUGUACGGCUUCUUCUGGAAGCAGCUGGGCUCGCUGGAGGUGGUGUCGGGCUGCACGACGGGCAUGCUACGCGCGGUCUACGACAACGACGGCAUCAAGCUCCGCCGCCGGGAGUACUACACCAUGCCGGGCUUCCGGCGCUACGAGAACGAGACCGGCCACAUCCUGGUCCAGUGGUCCAUCGGCAGCCCCUUCCACUUCGCCGGCUGGCACUGCUCCUGGUGCUUCACCCCGGAGGGGAUCUACUUCAAGCUGGUGUCGGCCCAGAACGGGGACUUCCCGCGCUGGGGCGACUACGAGGACAAGAGGGACCUGAACUACAUCCGGGAGCUGAUCCGCACGGGGGGCUGGUUCGACGGCUCGGUGCAGGAGUACCCUCCCUCGGACCCAAAGGAGCACAUGUACGCUCCCAAGUACCUGCUCGAGAACUACGACCGGUUCCGCUACAUGCUCGAGAACCCCUACGCCAAGCAGGGGAAACUGUCCGGAGGGUAAGGGGGGAGUUACACAUGCACUUAACCCGGAAGUAAACAUCAUGUGGAAGAGAAGCGGACAGCUGUUGUCUCGACCCAGGCACGCAGGGGAGGAUUCAGAGACCUCUGUUUUUUUGCUGGCCCAGCCUCCCUUUAACCUCCUCGUCAUGGUUUUCCCUUCCCGCGACCACAAGUACAAAAUCGGACUUUGGCGGUGUGCGUCAGUGAGGGCGAGGGAGUUAUCGGUGGCGUCUGGGCUUCGCAUCGGCCGGGAAGGCGGGAGGGGUACGUCGGAAAGCAGGCAAUGGCGCCCAUGGAGUAUGAUAGCUUAUUUUGUUUCUUUUCGGGGACUGGCGGUUUAUCACAGACCUCCGUUGGACUUGUUGGGUUUUUCUUUGCCCCCUUCUCGCUCUCCCCCUGCUGCAUCCACCCGCCCCUUCAGCUGAGCAGGGGGUCGAAAGGGUCGCUGGCACUGACAUCACUUCCUGUUUCAGAGCCAGUGGCGCGUGCGUGCGUGUGUGGCUGUUUUGGCAUGGUUCUCAUAGCACUUUGGGGGGUAGUGGCUGCACUUGCAGGGUGUAGACCUUAGGAAAAUGUUUUAGUCAGUGUGUCGGGAGGGGGGGUGGGGAGUUGAUUCGUGUUGCCAGAAAGUCAGCCAACCCCACUCCCGAAUCCUGAGACCAGAGCUAAAGUGUUUGUUUUUCAUUCAUUCAUUUCUCCUUUUGGUGGUCAAAGUCCAGCAGGUUGCAUUGGUGUGGCUCAAGAGCUGUGACACAUCAGGUGACUGUAGGCAAUACCAGUGGCCGGUCAGAGUCGGGGUCAAGGGUGAACCGGCCAGAGUGGCGAUACGGUCUCUCGACUGAAGGCCCAGGCAAGCUGGACUUUUCUGAGCUGGGAGAAGGUGAAUCUGAGGGAUGCGCGUCGCCCGGUGGAGGGCGAUGGUGGUGAAGUGUGUGUCUCGCUCGUCCUGCGGGGUGCGUCACCCGUAGGAGACGUGGGGGAGGGAGAGGGAACAGCCCUGCUGUCCGGGAAGAUUAGAACUCCAGGAGCUGUGGGGAAAUCGCAAGCGUCUCUUCUGCCUUUUUCCCCCCUCACUGUCCCCCUCCUCCUUUUCUUAUCCUCUGUGGCUUCCUGUGAACCGACCGUCUGCGUGCUUGCUCGUCCCCUCCUGCGCAGAUGAUGCAAAACCCUUCUAAUAAUAAACCACGAGAUGGGA